AUGCCUGCGAAGGCAUCCACGUCCACACUGAAAUGGUGUCGUGAAGAAGCCGGACCCAUCUUCACAGGUCUUCGACUACUAUUGCGAAGUCAACUCGGUUACGAGGGACGCAAGAUAGAGGAUAAUCUCAGUCACUCCUGUUUGAAACUAGUGGUUGGAGGAGGAUCGGUAAUCGACCCAUCCAGGCCGAAACAAUCUUCACCUUCUACUUGGACUCCUCCGGAGUCUGUGACUGAUGUUUUGCAACGAACAAAUGCUGUAGCUACGGGUAUUCGAACGUACGCUGAACUCAUUGCGAGAGGGAUUUUCCCCGGAACUGGCGGUUAUACAGUUUCAUCGUCUGGUGAGAAAGUAUUCGGCCACAGUAUUUCUCCAAGUCCUAGUGUGAUCGCAGGUCUUAGCAGAUUAGCUGAUCUCAUUUCGAAAGGAUCUAUUGCACUGCCGAACAUUCCGUUGCCGAAUUUGCAGAGGCUUGGAGAAGAGGCUCAGGAGAAACCACUUUUUAAAGAUUCAGAUUUCGUGAAAUCGAAGUUCUCUCCUGGAGCAAAACUCAGCGAUACGCAAACUGAUCUCACCCCUUCUGAGGAGGAGUUUCUAUUGAAAGCUGCUCAAUCCGUAGACGAUAUGGAUGCAGCUGAAAAACUUCGUCAAAAAUCGAGGAACAUCUAUCGGCCAACGCUCCCAGCCAACUACACUGUGACUGCGGAAGAAACUGCUGACAGUUUGUCUAAAAGCAAAGAGAGCAAAGUACCCUCGACGAGAAUUGGACGUCUCGCUUCAUUUGGCCAGUUAGCUGUCGGUCUUGCUGGUGGAGCUGCAGCGGAAGUAACUCGCCGAACUUUGUCGUUUGGGAGCUCGAAAAUUAUCGAAGGGAUGCCAUCGAAUCCAUUUCUUUCUUCAGCAAAUGCCGAUCGAAUUGUGCAAACGUUAUGCAGGGUAAGAGGAGCUGCUCUCAAACUCGGCCAAAUGCUUUCAAUCCAAGACCCGGAUACGGUACCUGCUGCUUUGCUGGAAAUCUUUGAAAGAGUUAGGCACAGUGCAGAUUUCAUGCCCCUUAAGCAGGUGGAGAAACAGAUGAUUGCAUCAUUUGGAAAAGACUGGAGGUCUCAGUUUCGUACUUUCGAAGAUCGCCCAUUCGCUGCUGCUUCAAUCGGUCAAGUGCAUAAGGCUGUUCUUCUAGACGGUAGAAAAGUUGCUGUAAAAAUCCAAUACCCAGGGGUUGCAGAAGGUAUCGACUCGGACAUUGACAAUCUGGUGUCCGUGCUCUCCAUUGGAAACCUCUUUCCUAAGGGAUUGUUUUUGGAGAAAUUUGUUGAGGAAUUGGCAGAAGAAUGUGAUUACAUAAGAGAAGCUCGUGCCAUGAAGAAGUUCCGUGAACUGCUUGCUGAGUCUAAGGAUUUCUUCGUUCCUGAGGUUGUGGAUUCUCUCACGACAAAUCGAGUAUUGACUGCAGAGUAUGUUGUUGGGAAACCUGUGGACAAAUGUGUUAAUGAACCUCAAGUCGUUCGUGAUUACAUCGCUGGGAAAUUCAUUGAAUUAUGCUUACAUGAGAUUUUUGUGUGGAGGUUCAUGCAAACUGAUCCGAAUUGGUCAAAUUUUUUCCUCGGGGUGCAUCCAGUAACAGGAGAACCACGAAUGGUUCUGUUAGACUUCGGCGCAUCACGGCCGUACCGUAAAAAGUUUGUGGAUCUUUACAUGAGAAUAAUUAAAGCUGCUUCAGAUGGUGACACAAAGAGAAUUAUCGAGCAUUCCCGAGAAAUCGGGUUUUUAACUGGUUACGAGACUGAAGUAAUGGAAGAUGCGCAUGCUGAAUCAGUGCUCAUAAUGGGAGAAACGUUGGCAAGCAACCGUCCUUUUGACUUCUCUCGACAGAGUGUUACUAAACGGAUACAUAAGCUAAUACCUGUCAUGUUGGAGCACAGGCUUACUUCUCCCCCCGAAGAGAUCUACUCAUUGCAUCGUAAACUUUCGGGAUCUUACUUAUUAGCCACCAAACUGAAAGCUGUUGUUUCAUGUGGUGGCCUUUUCAAUGAGAUUUACGAUAAUUAUAAAUUCGGUGAAGAUGGGAAAGACAUAGAUAUUGAUUCACCUGCGGAAAGUCUAGAACAGGGGAAGUUGUGA
This is a messenger RNA of Necator americanus (New World hookworm), 2121 nucleotides long. RefSeq lists its product as uncharacterized. Lineage: Eukaryota; Metazoa; Nematoda; Chromadorea; Rhabditida; Ancylostomatidae. Gene Ontology annotation, biological process: ubiquinone biosynthetic process. The transcript has 12 exons. Bases 1 to 2121 code for a protein of 706 amino acids. The record is from RefSeq and is a predicted model, not a curated record.